CUAGUCACAGGCGCAUCGUCCGGCUUCGGACGCCUUAUGACCGAGCUCGCUCUCAAAAACGGCGAGAAGGUUGCUGCUACACUGCGAAAACCGGAGGCCAUCUCCGACCUCGUCGCCCAAUAUCCUUCCGAUCAGCUACGAGCCAUUCAGCUCGACGUGACGAAGCGCGAGGAGGUCAGAGCCGGACUAACCGCCGCGCUCGUUCAUUUUGGCAGGAUCGACGUCGUGUUCAACAACGCAGGCUGGUUGGCGCUGGGUGAGGUUGAGGGAACGGACGAUGCGGAUGCGCGUUUGAUCUUCGAAAUCAAUUUUUGGGGCGCGGCGUAUGUGACACAGGAGAGUCUGAGGAUCUUCAGGGAGGAGAACAAGCCUCAGGGAGGCAGACUCUUGCAGUCGUCAUCGGUUGGCGGCUUCGCCGCCUUCGCGGAUAGUGGGUUCUACGCGGCAACGAAAUUUGCUCUGGAGGGACUGAGCGAAGCCGCCAUGGCUGAGCUCGACCCGGCAUGGAACAUCAAGAUCUCGAUCAUCGAGUUCGGUGCCUUCCGGACCAAGAUCAUGUACGACAACGUGAAGGCAACACCCCACCACCCUGCAUACGACAACCAAGAUCUCCCCAGCUGGAAGACGCGCGAGUUCAUCACCGGUCCGAACGUCAAGGGCGACGCGGCCAAGGCUGUUAUUGCAGUCGAUAAGUUGUCGCGCCUGGAGAAACCCCCUCGCCGCCUCGUGCUUACCAAGCCGGCCAUAGCGAUUGUCCGUGACAAGUUGGAGGAGUUCGGUGAGAGUCUGAAGGAAUACGAGGUGUGGUCCGAAGAUCUUGAAGUCGACGAGUAG
This is a messenger RNA of Coniophora puteana RWD-64-598 SS2, 834 nucleotides long. RefSeq names its product NAD(P)-binding protein. The annotation marks the transcript as partial. The transcript is spliced from 4 exons. Gene Ontology annotation, molecular function: oxidoreductase activity. The record is from RefSeq and is a predicted model, not a curated record. Lineage: Eukaryota; Fungi; Basidiomycota; Agaricomycetes; Boletales; Coniophoraceae.